Molecule: messenger RNA, 300 nt
Organism: Enterobius vermicularis (human pinworm)
Lineage: Eukaryota; Metazoa; Nematoda; Chromadorea; Rhabditida; Oxyuridae
Source: the annotation of a GenBank genome assembly
AUGGAUCACGAAAAAGCUACGGAAACCGCUGAAGAUCAAUCAGCCAAAACCAAUAACGCAUUCGCGUCUUCGACAAGUACCGUAAACGGUAGCACGGAUACUCGAGGAUUAGACAGAAGUUCCACAUCUUCAGAUAAUUUAGAACCUCGUCUCUCUGUCAGCGAUAUACGGGCUCUCUUCGAAAAUACACCUUCAGAGGGAUUAAGAGAGGAAAAUGCGCAACGAGAGAGGAGAGGUGCCGAUUCGCCAAAUGUGCAAAAUUCGCCGGUUUUGCCUGAUUCUGCAAACAAUAAACCGUAA